AUGGCGCGUCAGGAACCACAGCAGGAGCUGGCGGCGACGCUGGAGGAGCCCACUGCCCCCACGGUAUCGGCACCUCGCGCCCACCAACGAAGAGGCGAGGGAAGGCGCCCGCGGACGGACCAUCCUGGGGAAGGGGGGGGUUACGGGGAGGAACAAACGGAGGGGCGGGUGACACGGGGGGUGAACGUCGCUGGGGCUGCAACGGUGGCGAAAACCAAUGGCGAGGAGGCGGGUGAGGGGACGGGGGCUGCGGGGGCUGCGGCUGAUGCGGCAGUUGCGGCGGUGCCUGGCGCUGCUGCUGCUGACGGGACAGCCGCUGCCUCUGACGGCGGCUCAGUUUCACCCUCUGCCACCCCCCAGGCUGCAUCGCGGCUGGCUGAGGAGCAGGGGCCGGUUGCGGAACCAGGACAGCAGGGGGAGGAGGAGGCGGGGCUGGCGGCGUCCCCGGCGGUGAUCGCUGCGGUUGUGACGGCCGCGGUGGGAACGCAGGAUGGUGGAACGAGCGCGGAGGGAGUGGGGGCUGCCGCUGAGUUCGCCGGAAUGUCUGUUGCUGACGAGGGCGCAGGAACGCAGGAGCGCGACCAGGUGGCGGACGGAAGACAGGGCCGCGGGAAGAGCGCCGCUGCUCCCGCCGCCUGCGGGAAGAAGGGGAAGCGGCCACGCGCCCAGCCAGCAGCGAGGCGGCCUGGAGCAGGGCUGAGGCCUGGUCCCCCGGGACCCCUCCUGGGCUGGCUGCGGCAAGGGCAGUCGCCACAAGAGCCAGGGCUUCCGUCGUCAUCGAGGGGCGCGACGGCGGUACAGCAGGAGCCACAGGUGCCAGCGGCAACGCCGUUCGUGACGCAGGUGGCACCAACGCAGGAGCCGGAAGAGUUUAUGGCUGGGGAGGACGAGGUUUCGGAGGAGAUUUCACUGGAUGACGAGGAAGCUCCGCCCAGACGGGACAACCCAGCACCACAAACACGAGAAGCGGCGGGGGAAAUCCCACCAGCCACUGCGGAGCCAGCGGAAGCGGCCACGGGGGACACUGAUGUUCCAUCGCCAGCCGACCUGGCUAGUGAUGACGCCAUCUGGCACAUGGCGAGAGGGUGGAAUGUGGACAUUCUUCAGCGAAGUGAUCAGCCAUUCCUUGUCCGCCGUCUGCCAACACAGCUUCUGGACCGAUAUUGUCUGUGCAUGCUGGCAGCCCUCCACCGCCUGGACAAAAACCCAAGCUGCCCAGGGGGAUGGAUGGUGCUGCUGUUCUUGCCGAGGCUCACCCUGAGGCCAGCGCCCGAACCUGCUGUGGGGAGUCGCUGGGCAGCAAUUGAGGCACGGCUGCACAAAUUCCAAAGGGGCGAGUGGACUGACCUUUUCGAAGAGGCAGGGGACAUACCCGCUAUUGGUGCUCCGGGACCCUGCCUUGGCCAACGAAGAGCUGCUACUGCUUUUCGCCAAGGUGGUCAAUCAGCUGCUUAG
Messenger RNA from Closterium sp. Naga37s-1, 1455 nucleotides. Lineage: Eukaryota; Viridiplantae; Streptophyta; Zygnematophyceae; Desmidiales; Closteriaceae. The record is from the annotation of a GenBank genome assembly.